Messenger RNA from Calliphora vicina (urban bluebottle blowfly), 5932 nucleotides. It is a transcript of the gene RhoGAP18B, whose product is annotated as Rho GTPase activating protein at 18B. NCBI's taxonomy places the organism in Eukaryota, Metazoa, Arthropoda, Insecta, Diptera, Calliphoridae. The transcript is spliced from 5 exons. Bases 470 to 5185 code for a protein of 1571 amino acids. Gene Ontology annotation, cellular component: cytoplasm. Gene Ontology annotation, biological process: regulation of GTPase activity; signal transduction. The record is from RefSeq and is a predicted model, not a curated record.
ACCAACCAUAUUGUAAUAAGUAAUUUUUCAUUAAGCCCAGAACCAAAAUGUUGAAAAUAAAAACUAAAACAACACAAAACGAUCAAUUAAAAGCCUAUAACCCCGAGAUAAAGUUACAACAGACAAACGAACAAUCCACAACCACCACUACAUGUAAACAAUAUGACGAAAAACAUUAAAGAGAGAAGUUCAAAAGUUUCAAAUAAAUCAUAAUAAACAAUAAAAAAUUCAUUAAAAAUACUACAAAUAAAAAAAAAUUAAAAAAAAAAAAUACAACUAGAGAUAACACAAUAUGAACGACAGCGAGAAUUAAUUAAAAGAGUAUUACAGUGAGUACAAAACAGCACAGAAAGAGAGAAAAAUAAAUAAAAAAUUUAAAACAAAUACGAAUACAAAUGCUAUUCAGAUAAAACUGAAAGAAAAAUAAACAAAAAAAGCGAAAUACAGAAAAAAUAAAUAAAAGAAAAACAUGAGUCAAGACGACGAAGAGACAACCAAAUAUAAAAUAAACAACAACUACUACAACAGAAACAACAACUGCAACCAUUAUGGCCAGACGAGAAAGACACAAAAUAAUCAACAAGUUAUGCCGCUCUACGAGAAUUGUACGCUUAAUAACAACAACAACAUCAACGCCACUACGAAACCAGAUCAUUAUACACUGCUUGAGCAGACACCAACCAAGAGCGAAUCGUUCAAUAACGAUUACCGCUUCGUUAGAAACACAACAAACGCCGCGGAUAUAAACGAACAGGAAACGCAUGACACCAACUCCACAACACCCGAAUACGAAUACGAGAAUAUCAAUUUCGUGUGUAAAGAAGAUCAUUUGGACAAAAAGAUUUUAUUGCAAAAAUAUUUCCGCAGUGCCCUAGUGGGACCACGUUCCAAUAUCUAUGAAAAUCUAUGUCGUGGUUGCAAUUACGGAGUGUUUAAUGCGCGCGGUCCCUUGUGCACGUUCUGUGAGUGUAUAGUGAAUGGUGUGAGCGCCCUGAGAAGUGAUACUCCCGAGGGCAGUCUUAAUGCGAGUAAUAAUAUUUACGAAAAUAUUUGUGAGUUUUGUGGUAUAAUAUACAGUGGAAACAAUAGCUCUGAGUGUAAAUGUCGGUUAGUAGAACAAGUGAAAAGUGAAGAAAUUACUAUAGAUCACAUUAUAAAUGUGGGCAGUGAAGAGCUGCUGAUAGAGAAACGUGAAAAAGAAAAGAAAAAAGUUAAACUGAAUAAAUCAAAGUCGUUUAAUAAGUCUAAUAAACCAAAAAUCUUUACAAAUUUCUGGGAUACCUUAAGGAAACCAAAGAACAGUGCUAUUCGAAAGCCCUUGGAAAUCAUACAUCACGUGGAGGGUUACGAACAGGUUUUCCAUACCAAAGACACAUUUGAUUUGCAAAAAAUUUGCGAACUCAAACGCAGUGGCACCAGCUGCAGUGAUCAGCAUAUUUAUGGCAGAUUAAAACAAAAUGAUUUGACUAUAAGCCAGGAAGAGUUCAACUCCACACAAUCCCUGACACAAUCAAGUCAUAGUUCUAACGUUUUGCCGGGCAAAAAACCUCGCAUUUCCAAAGCAAAAUUUCUGAGGCCACAACAUUCAGUUCUAUCUUUAAACUCUGAAAGUUUAGAUUUAAAAGAAGAACUUAACGCUGCUACUAUAUAUUUGAACAAUAGUGUGUGUCAGUGGAUGACAUCAUUGCGACGUGAAAUUCACGCAUACAAUACUUUCAACGAAGUCGAUCAAGAUACGUUGUGUUAUCCAAAGUCUAUACCCUCGAAAAAUGUGUUAAUUUCAUGUAAGGCGCCAGUGACUAAUCGCUUAAAAAAUUUACAAAAUUUCAAAAAUUUACUACAACAACAACAACUACUUCAACCAGUUAAAGAUUGUGGUGAUUUAACGGAAAUAGAAACAAAGUUAAUAUCUCAUAACUCUAUGACAUCUACAGAUUCUUGGGAAUUAAGGGACACAGAGGAGAACCAACAACAGCCAGAUUGUUAUCAGUUAAUGGUUGAAGAAUUCAUGGCGAAUAUUAUAAAUAGGCAAAUGCUGAAAACGAAAGACAGCAGUAGCAGUAAUAAGCAGCAAAUUGACAAUGUUAAGGCUGUGGCAGGUGUCAAUAAUAAUGACAGAAACAACAACAGCAGCAAUAGCUCGGACAUACCUUUGCGUCAAGCCAAUUUGACAUGUACAACAACAAUGACAGCAAAUAAUCAUAAUAAUAACAACAACAGACAUAAACGUCAAGGUAUGUACCUGCGUUUAGAAGAUCAUCAGCUACAACUACAGCAACACAACGGGGAAGAACAAUUGAAUUUGCACAACAAUACCCUCAACCACCACAACAACUACAAUGAGCUGAGAGUAAUACAGGGAGAAAGAGUAGAAUUGGCUAAGGAGAAUAACAAUUAUGAAUAUGAGAAUCUAAACUCUCUGGCUAAACUACACAAUGAGCAUAAUACCGUUACUACACCUGACACCAGCUUCACAACUCCUGGUGGUGAUGAUGAAGAUGAAAAUGAUUUGAAUUUAGUUAGUCGUUGCUUAAAAUCUCCACACACUGGUUGGGAUCUAAUAAAAACGGAUAAAAGACGAGGCAUUCACGAACGAAAUGUAUUAGAGGCAUUUGAGGCCCUGCUGGCACAAGAAAGAACAAAUCAAUUAACCCUUACUGAAGAAGACCAUCACUUGGAUACAAAACCCAUAAACGAACCAGACAUAGACCAUAACUUGGAAACAAAAUCAUUAAACAAACAAGAAUCUCAAACAUUUGAAAAGUGUGAAAAAGCAGCAAACACCAAACAUCACUCUUUAGAACUGCAAACAUUUGGUGAUAAUCCCCAGUCCAUAUCACAGCACUUCCCAACACAAAUACUAGAUGUGAUACAAUUGAUAAACCAUCAGCAACUAGCCACAGGUCUAAAUACGGCCAUCGUAUGUUACGAUAACUAUCUAAAAGUAUUUUUACACUUUAUUUAUCAAACAAAUAACAAUACUCGCACGAUCGCCCAUAAAAUCCCAAACAAACAAUUGGUGAGAAAAUUUAAACAAUUCUACAAGUACUGUGAGAAAAACACUGAAAGUACAGCGAAGCCUAAAACAACAAUGAGAGAAUUGACAUGCGUUAGUAGCAAUUUGAAGCUUGACUUGAACGUAACGAAUGGUUAUACUAACGCGCUAAAACGGGAAAACUACCAUGAGUCAUUAAUUCCAAAACCAAACACGACAAACGGUUUAAAGCAAAUUAAUAAUAAUUGCACAAGUGUUUCAAAUAAAACGAAAACAGAAAAUCAAAAACAAACCCCAAUUCCUACACAAAAUCCAGUGAAAGUGAAAACUCCACCCCAAGUACCAAAAAGAGAUCCCAAAACUAAACUAUCACCCACCUCCGAAAUAAAAAGGUUUCCACACAAAAUGACUGUGCCAGCAAAUAAUCUUAAAACGGAAACGCAAACCGAUACCAACAAGGAAGAAGAAUCCAUUUAUCAGCCCAUAUGGAAAUUUGAGACAAAAGGUAAAGUAGCCGAACGCUAUCAAACUGAUGAUGAUUACUAUGAUCUUAAAGCCUUAAAAGAGAAGUUAGAACAAGAAUCUCCCAAUUCGGUGAUACCCAAAAUAUUAAUAUCCGAUGAUAUUUUGGAAGAGGAGGAAGAGGACCACAACAAUUGGGAAACGGAUGAGGAAUUUGUAUUCACCACACAAAUGAAAAAACGUAGAUCUUCCUCCUUAACCUCGGAUCGCAACUCCACCAUACGUUCUAAUCACAGUUCAAAUAGUUCUUUGGGCACUACUUCCUCCCUAAGUGGCAGUACUAUAACAGAAUUUGCCAGCAGUACAGCUACCUUGGCCUCCACCGUUAGCUCCAGCCUAAAACAUUCUUUGUUUCGCAAUAUUGGCAUAUUCUAUAGUUUAACGGAACCCAGAUUGAAAGCCUUUAUCUAUGACUACGAUCGCAUACAUUCAUCAGCAUAUUUUGCCAAACCCAAGGCUCCAAACUUCAAUAUUAAUGACAGUGGUCUAGGAAAAUCCUUAAGUCCUAUACAGCCUUCCAAACUAAGAUAUGCUAAGAAUUCGGCUUCAGCCUCUUCAUCUCCCUCAACAUCCAACAACUCUUCUCCUGUAUCACCAACAAAACGGGAAAUUUUGGCUAAAACAUUAAGGUGUGCCAGUGAAAGUGUAAAUACCGGUGCAAAGGCGAAAGUUUCCUGUAGCACCCCUCCUCCUCCUCCUCAAGUAAUACCCAGCUCAGUGCAAGCUUGGAAAUAUCAAUUGUUAAAUGUUAAUUAUAUGGAGGAUGAAGAAGAUAUGAUCGUUUCCGAGUCUGAAAUCAUACGUGCCCAACAGCUCAAAGAAGAUCUAGAUCAGUCGCCCCAUGAACAGCCGCAACAGUUUAUACAACGUUUCAAGAGUCGAUCAACGGAUAACUUAGAUCUGCCCAUAGAAGAUGACAAGAAAACCAUUGGAGAACGUUUGGCAAAUAUGUAUACGCGAUUUUCGCCAAUCCAACGAGGAAUUCUAAAUAUCAGAAAUUCACCAAAAGGCGACAAGAAAGUCUACAAACGAAAUCGUGCCAGCCAAUCGACCAGUCUCUAUUUGGAAGAUGGUCUUAAACCCAAACCUCCAAUAUUUGGAGCACCACUCGAUCAACUUGAAUUGCAACAGAAUGUGCCACGAUUUGUUGUCGAUGCGGUCGAUUAUAUUGAGCGCAAAGAUCGCAUUAUACAAGAUGGUCUUUAUCGUGCCUGCGGCAAUAAAUUCUCCAUAGAUGAGUUGAAGCUGAAACUAACGAAAAGUUAUAUUUAUGAUUCGAAACUGAUUGCGGCCGAUGAUAUACAUACGGUAACGAGUUUAUUGAAACAAUUCUUCCGCGAUUUACCCGAACCGGUCAUACCGCCAGAAAUCUAUAGUCGUAUGACGGUAAAUUUGGCCGAUAAAGAGAGCAUCGAUACAAUACGAAUAGCAUUAGAGGAGAUAAAGGAACCGAACAAGUCAACGUUGAGAUUUUUAAUAAAACAUUUGACAAAUGUUACUGCCUGCAGUUCUUCAAAUCGCAUGAAUGCUUCCAAUAUGGCCAUUGUCUGGGGACCCUCGUUAUUUGCCCUUAAUGAUACGUAUGACAUAGGGCGCAUGAACACUUUAACCAAAGUUUUAAUAGAAAAUUAUGAUCGAAUUUUUGCUACUAAUGAACGUUUACUUUAAUUACAAUAAUUAAGAACAUUUUUACUCCAUAUUAUUUAUUAUAAAGCAAAAACCCCCUUAAAAUACUUUAACCCCAAAUCCCCCUCCCAGAAAAAGAAAAGCUUUACUCAUUAGUUUAUUUUUAGUCAUUUAAAAUAAAAAGUUUUUCAUAUAAAAUAUUAAAAAAAGAAAAGAAUUUUGCUUAAAAAACAUCACACAACAUACCAAAAAUUUAUUAAUUAUAAACAAUUUCAUAAAAGACAUUUAAUUUUAAUUUCAAUUUUGUUUUAAGUUAAGCAAUUGAUUAUAAUAAUAAUAAUAUUGAUGUUGCUGAUGAAGUGGAGAAAUUAUUAAAAGUCAAUUGUAUUCUGUAACCAAUUUAAGUCUUUAUGUGGAAAUAUUACUCAAUUUGUCAAUUAUUAAUGAUAUUUAAAUAAUUAGAAUGUUUGUUUGGAUGUGUGUAACUAUUUAAAUGUACUAUGUAUUUCCUUUGUAUUUUAGAUGCUCGCUUUUUUUACUUAAUUGUUUUUAAUUUUUUUCUUCUUUCAAAAUUCCCAUUAAGUGAAAUUGUUCCAAAAUUUGUUAUUAGUUUUAUUACGAAUUAUUAAAUAUUACAAUAUUUUAAAUUAUAAUCUAUAAAGUAGUUUAAAAGAACAAUAUAAAUUAAUUAAUUAAUGUGAUAACUUAGUUGUGUAAGACUGUGUAUGUGUGCUUUUUUUGUAUAUAAAAAACAUAAAGAAAAAUAAUAAAUUUUAAUACGAACAUAAA